AUGCAAUCCAUGCAAAUAAAAGAAGAUAAAGAUGAUCAGCACGGGCAGGUUGAUUCUGCCUCUGCCCUCCAACAAUAUCUUGAUCACAUAACUGUUACCUCAAUAUCUGGCAUAUACAAUUCACUUGUGUUGGAAAUAAAAGCUGGAGACACUAUAAGGGAUGCGAUUCAUAUGUUGUACGAAAAGGAAACCUUUGGUGCAGCCAUUGUUGAUGUUUUGGAUACUGAAACAUCCGAUGUAAGAUUUUCCGAUCGCUAUAUCGGUUUCAUUUCUUUUCCAAACAUCAUUCUUUGGUGUCUCGAGGAAUAUGAAAACAUAAAGGAAGAUGCCAAUGACAAUCACAGUCACCUUAAAGAUAUUGAGCAUGAUGACCUUUUCUCCAUCCUAGACCAGAUCCCUCAGAUUGGCCAAACCAAGGUUGGCGAGUUGGCUAAGUCAUUCCUCUGGGAACCAUUUUUUCCGGUACACUUGAAUGACACGAUUCUGCACGCAUUGUUACUUCUUUCUAAGCAUAGGCUGCAAGUUUUGCCUGUCAUACAACAACCAGAUGCCCCCCUCAUCGGUUUUGUUACCCAGAAUGCUCUAGUUGAACUACUUCUUCGAUCAAGCGAACUAGAGUGGUUUGAUAAUAUUGCAAACAAGAACUUGUCAGAUUUCCGAUUUGAAGGCCAAGAACAUCCUAGAUGUGUAUUUGGGAGCCAAACUGUUGCAGAUGCUUUGAAGCUGCUAUGGCAGAACCAAACCUGUGCAGUCGCAGUUGUGGAUCGACAAACCAAGAAGCUUGUCGGUAAUUUGAGGAACAGUGACAUUUAUAAUCUUGUAAAGAAAGACGAACUCUUUAGAAAUAGAAGGAUAUUAACGGUUGAAGAAUUUCUUCGCACAGAGACUGAACCAAUCAUUGAAAAUGAACAUGGUGCUGAUCAAACUGCAGGAAGUCUCCACCUGAAAAACAGCUUCAAAUCCAGAAUGGAUUCGCCAGUAACUAACAAGGAAAAUGACACGCUGAAGCAAGUAAUGGACCAAAUGGCAAAGACUAAUAGCUGUUUCAGUUUUCUGAUAAAUGAUAAUGAGCAAGUUACUGGUUUGAUAACAGUGAGAGAUAUAAUUCUGCAAUUUGCACCUCCAUGUGUGAAUUCUAGUAUUGGUGGAGGUGGAUUUUUUGAAUUGGCUUUGGAGCAGAGUAGAUGUCAUAUUAGUAAUGGAACUAUCAUUCGUAAUCGUUGA
Vicia villosa (hairy vetch) is the source of this 1224-nucleotide messenger RNA. Its product is annotated as SNF1-related protein kinase regulatory subunit gamma-1-like. The transcript has 7 exons. Lineage: Eukaryota; Viridiplantae; Streptophyta; Magnoliopsida; Fabales; Fabaceae. The record is from RefSeq and is a predicted model, not a curated record. The coding region runs from base 1 to 1224 and encodes 407 amino acids.